Molecule: messenger RNA, 894 nt
Organism: Trichoplusia ni (cabbage looper)
Lineage: Eukaryota; Metazoa; Arthropoda; Insecta; Lepidoptera; Noctuidae
Exons: 4
Coding region: 8-352 (114 amino acids)
Source: RefSeq, a predicted model, not a curated record
CAGUGUGAUGACGUCACUGACAGAGGCGGCGGGCCCACCUAUGCGCGUAUAUCUGUCUGAGUCUUCAGCAGCAAUGAACCGGGUCGAAGAUGAAGAUAUGCCAUAUGUAUCGCCUUACCAAAGAAUUUCAUUCGCUGAGACUCCAGCGCACAUCAUAGUGGAUUACGAUGACGAGCCAGAAAUCCCAGAGGCCCCGGGGCUAAGUAAAGAUGACGAGGUAUCAGUCACGCCGCCUCGUCCCUUCGAAAUCCCGGAAGAGUUGCCAGCUAGCCCAAAACCGCCGUCAGCUCCACAAUCAGCUCGUACCGAUGUCGAGGACGCUACUGACGGCAAUGCUGAGUACAAGGAGUAAGAGGAGACCAGGAUAAUGGACAACGGACGAUGUUCCAUUUUAGAAUCUUUUGUAAUAAUUUUCUAGAGAAGUUCGGUGAAAUUCCUUGUAAUGUUAAAGCAAUCUAAGAGAUUUAAAAAAAAAGCGAAUUAUCGUUCGCGUUAUGACCUUUUUUGUUUCAAAGGGAUUUUGUAUUGUAAUUUUUCUUAAUUCAUAAUACGAUUUAAAUAAUAGCAUGGUCUAGAUGGUUAAAACAGUAGUUACUAGAAUUUGUGUAAUUGUUGGUUGUCAAAUUAUUGUCGACAAUAAAUUAUAUAAAACUACAAAAAUGGAUGAUAUGAUUGCGCCGCAAAUACGAGAUAAUUGUAAGCUCGCGUUACCUGACGGGCUUAAAGAGCUUAUGAAUGAUAUAACCAGAGAAGUAAGUUGUUCAGAAAUGUAUAUAAUCUAUUUUGUCUAGGAUAAAAUGCCAAGGCUACAUAACAAUGUCUCAUGCCACCUGUCAAUCAGUGCCUUUUUUUCAAAUAAGAAAGUGCAGUGAUCACUACGAUAACUUUAUUUCC